GCACCAAUCAACGAUGUUGAUACUUAAAGAAUGCUUACCGAUUGGUCGUAUUCAAUAAUAUGGCGGUAUCAUAAUUAGUCUUACGAUGGCGUUGGAUGGUGUUAUCUUUGAAGAUGAGAUGUUACGUGUCAUCAAUUAAUAUUUCCUUAACAUAAAAAGAAGGAUGUGAACAUUAUAACUAUUUAUCAUCUAACCUGUCAAUUCUGCACCAUACCGGUGUGACAGGUACAAUCUGUUAGCUUUUGUAAUGAGAAUUGUCGAUGAGUUUUAUAAAAAAAUUGGCCUAGUCAUUAGCAUUGAUAACGAGCAUUUUAAGAUAAGAACGUUUAAGCAAAAAAGCGAUAUGAUUUGACUGCGAUUAUUUUAGCAUAAUAGUUUCCACCUGUCGAUGAAAAGAAAUUGAAACAAUUUUAUUUACAAUGGAGAUUGGUGUUGUUAAAAUCGCAGAAGACAAAGAUUUUGAAAAGUUAAAACAGUUGUACGAUAAUAACAAUGAUUGGAAAUUAGAUUAUAAUAAACCCGAUUUGUCCGUUUGGACAAAGACUGUUCCUGGUAUUAGUUUUAAAAUGGUAAAGAUUAGAACAAGAUUUUCUGAUAUUAUGCCGGAAACCCUAUAUGAUGUGUUACAUGAUCCUGACUACAGAAAAGUUUGGGAUACUCAUAUGAUUGAAUCAAAAGAUAUAGGAUUUUUCAAUCCGAAUAAUGACAUAGGAUAUUAUUCGAUGUCCUGUGCUUCUCCGUUGAAAAAUAGAGAUUUUAUAUUACAACGUUCGUGGCUUGAUACCGGAGGAGAACAGCUAAUCAUAAAUCAUUCUGUUUAUCACAAGGACUAUCCGCCUAGAAAACAUUUUAUUAGAGCGACAUCUUAUUUAACAGGUUAUAUUGUAAGACCUUCCCGAAAUGGAGAUGGUUCAGAAUUGGGUUAUGUAUCACAUACUGAUCCGCAUGGUAAAAUACCUGUAUGGUUAAUGAACAAAGUUACCCAAAUAUUUGCACCAAAGAUGGUAAAAAAGUUACAUAAAGCUGCUUUGGGAUAUUUAGAUUGGAAAGUGCAAAAUAAUCCAAAUUAUAAGCCGUGGCAUUUUCCGGAGCAGAUAACAGCACCACGAAUACAAAUAACUGAUUGUGUUAAAUCUACGGAAGAAAAAAAUACCAAAGCUAACUAUGUCGAUGAGUCUGAAUUGAAAGAGAUACCUCGUAAACAUUCUACAAUAAUGGACAAUGAUUAAUAUUUCCGUAGUAUUGAUGUAGAUCUUUCCAUAGAUAAGAAUAGAAAUAUAUAGUAUAGUCUGUUAGGUACACACUUGCAAAGUGCAAAUUAUGUGUACGUUUUUGAGAGGACAAAAGUUUAUGAUGUAACUAUUGAAGUUUUACACUCCGCAUUGCGCCUUGUUGGCUACUAUUUUUAAACGAUGAUGUUAUAAAGGACAAAUUUUAUCAUGGCCUGCUUUACAUUAAGCGCUAAUUUAAGCUUUUUAUAAAUGAAUCCUACGUAUUGUUAUAAAAUAUAAAAUAUAGUUCUAUCGAUUUCCAAAGAGGAUCUAAGGGAAUGCACAAUAUAGAGAAUAUCUAGUUAUCACUUUGAUCUUUUUACUACGUACAUUUUCUGAAUAUUUCAGAAUUAAAGAUUUUGCAUUUAUAUUGCAUUUAUAUUGAACUACUAUUAUACAUGUAUUUUAACAAGAGAAACCACUAAUCUCGUAUAUUGUGUGUUUCUCAUUAUUUAUUAUUAAUAUUUUCUUAACAAUUGAAUAAAUAAAGAUAGUUUGUGCUAGCUAUACAUAAUGAAACUUUAUAUUUUAGAGUAAUAUACUGUGAUCAUAGUGCAAACAGUCUUAUUGUGUUUCUCAUUGAAACAAAAAUCAAAAUGUAGCUACAUUUUAUCAACAAUUUUCUUCCUUAUGGCAAACAUUCCGCCAAUAGUGUUCAUAUUUAUUCUAUUUAUUUUCCUUUUUAAAUAUAGCCUUACAUAUAAAAUAUUAUCAUUACCAAAAAGAAAAAAAAGAAAAAAAAGCUUAACACACUUAUUUGAAAUCAUGUUUAAAUAAGCUUGAACACUCUUAUAAUGUGUGUGAGUAAAAGAAAAAAAAUAUAAAUGUAAUACUUUGUUAAAAAUUUUGAUAUAGUCUGAUAAUAAUGUGCUUCACAUUUGUAAAAGAGUGCUACGAUAAAGAUUUCAAUUUAAAGAAGACUUAUUCACAGAUUGUAUUAUUAUCUAUUAUCUAUAAUGAUAAAGUUUUUUACAAUGUUUAAAAGUUAUUAUAUAUACACAAGUUCAAAUACUGUAUCUGUAAAAGUAAAGUGAC
Molecule: messenger RNA, 2306 nt
Organism: Polistes canadensis
Lineage: Eukaryota; Metazoa; Arthropoda; Insecta; Hymenoptera; Vespidae
Product: PCTP-like protein
Exons: 9
Coding region: 420-1229 (269 amino acids)
Molecular function (GO): lipid binding
Source: RefSeq, a predicted model, not a curated record